CUUUAGAUGUGAUAAAAUGAGUGAUUUACUCAGAUUUAAAUUUAGCGCGUGGUGACGCUAGUGUCGUUUUUUACUAACAUCCGCUGUCAAGUCGGCCAUUUUUUCCUCUUGUCCAGUUUGUUGUGUUACAGGUACACAAUGUCUGCCCAUUUAGUGUGGAGCAUUAUCCGCAAUAACAACGCUUUUUUGCGUAAAAAGCGCAACAUUGGCAAACCUUUCAGUACUGAACCCAACAAUUUGACAAACUUGAGUUCGUACAGAUAUAACGGCCUGAUCCACAAAAAAACCGUUGGUAUUGUGGACGCGCCUGAUAAGAAAGGCUUUACUGUCGUGUACAAAAAAGCCAGUAAACAGAAUAAACCAAGGCAAUGUAUCGUGAAACGCACGAUGAAAUCGGGCCCCAGACGCUCUUUGGCCAAGCUUGAGAGGCUUUUGAAGGCCAACAAAUACCGCACUGACUUGUCCAAGGCGGCCCUUCGCAGAGCCAGUGCCGUCCUCAGGUCACAAAAGCCCCUCCCCGCCAAAAAACCCAAGGCGAAGAAACCAGAAUAAGAAAUUAAUAAAAAUUUCGUAUUAAAA
Tribolium castaneum (red flour beetle) is the source of this 579-nucleotide messenger RNA. It is a transcript of the gene RpL28, whose product is annotated as Ribosomal protein L28. Gene Ontology annotation, cellular component: ribosome; cytosolic large ribosomal subunit. Gene Ontology annotation, biological process: translation. The record is from RefSeq and is a predicted model, not a curated record. Bases 139 to 552 code for a protein of 137 amino acids. The transcript has 4 exons. Gene Ontology annotation, molecular function: structural constituent of ribosome. Lineage: Eukaryota; Metazoa; Arthropoda; Insecta; Coleoptera; Tenebrionidae.